AUGAUGAACGGUCGUCAUCUGCCGGCAGGACAAGGAAUGCCAAUUGAUAAUGGAAGAAGGAGGUCAUAUAAUCAGCACCAACAUCAGCAGCAAUAUCCUCAACAGCCAAUAUAUCCUGCAUACGUGCAAACUUACAGUCCUAGCUACUACCAUAAUUCGCUUCCCUCGCUUUAUCAAAGCUCACCUGCUCAGUAUCAAACGUUUAUUCAGUCACCUCCAAUGCAACAAUAUGUCACUCCUCAGGUCCUACAGCAACAAGUGCCAUAUCCACGACCUUAUCAAGCUCACCCCACCUCAUCGCCAUAUCAGUCAUCAAAUCGUGCACUGCAGAAUCAUUCUAACAGCCCGUCACUAAAAAUCACUCCUCCCGUUAAGGAAGAUAAAAGUAUCACAACAUUAGUGCCCAACCCUGACCAAGGAACCCCGGCCAUUCCAUUCAGAGCACCUCUACCCUGGCUCUCGAGGCCAGAAUUGGGCUGGCCUGCCAAACGAUCGCGGAAAAAGCGCAAACCCGCCCAGAUAAUCACUUCAGAAGCUGUAAAACUCUCUAUAAAUGGACAAACUCCUAGUGUAAAUGUCCCACGCCCAAUGAAAUCCAAUCAGGUUACUUCUGAAGAUACUGUAACACGACCUGAAACUCCUUCCACUACCCAUCAAGCAUCAGAAGAGAACUCUACAAAUCCGAGUACUCCAUCUUCUCUACAGCCACAAGCAGCAUCUACCGAUAAGCUUCUAACGAUAAAACCUACCAAAAAGUCAUCUUUCCGUUCUACCAUCAUUGUUCCUGCACUACCCAAAGCUCUACCUCGAGAUAAAUUCAAAGAUGGUUCAGGCAGUGAAGAAAAAGGUACAGAUAUUAAAACUGAAGUAGCAACAAAUAUUAUCAGCGUAAGAACUGAGAUUGAUCUAUCUCAAGACUUUAAGUCCUGCUCUAUUGAGGCUUCACCUGUAUCUAUAGUAAAACGGGUGGCUUCUCCAAGGUUAUGGACAGGAUUAUUUAGCUCAAAAGCACCUCUAACCUCAGAGAUCUCUGAUGAGCACAAAAGCCCGGAUAUCUCCUCUCACGUUGAACAUACCGACAGUAAAAAUCUAGCUGAAUACUUGAAAUCUUUUAAUGCGAACACGAAUGAUCCCAAAACCAAAUUCUUAGAACCUAGAGGACUAGUUAAUACUGGAAACAUGUGUUACAUGAACUCGAUAUUACAAGGACUUGUCUUCUGCUCACCCUUUUUCAAUUUUCUCGACCAAGUCAGCAAACGUACAACUUUCAGCUUCAAGAGCGAAACUCCAUUACUAGAUGCGAUGAUACUUUUUAUACAUGAAUACUCCGUCAUUGAACCUGCCACUUCCUUGGAUCAAUCACGGAUACAUUCAAAACAGGGACAGGUAGACAAAUAUGGAGAACCAUUCACUCCCGACUUCUUUUACAAUGUUAUCAAUCAACUACCUAGAUUCUCCUCCAUGAGAAAGUGCGGCCAUCAGCAAGAUGCAGAAGAAUUCUUGGGCUUUCUCUUAGAGGGUCUUCAUGACGACUGUGUGCAAGUAGCUAGAAACUAUUCAUCCGGUGCAAAUAAAUCUGAAUCAAGUCCGCAUAAUAAAACUUCUCCCCUCUCAAAGAAAAUAGAGGAAACCCACCUCCAUACUUCUGCGAGCGAAAAUGGAUGGCUUGAGGUCGGGCCCAAACAAAAGACUGCGUUUACAAGAUCGUCAGGUACCACCACUACUGACUCUCCAAUAACUAAGAUUUUUGGAGGAUAUUUGAGAUCAGAAUUACGUGUACCAGGGCUCAAAGAUUCGGUUACCAUGGAACCUUACCAACCUCUACAACUUGAUGUGGGUGCUUACAACGUCAAUAAUAUUGUCGAUGCUUUAAAGGGUCUAACUCAUCCUGAGUCUUUGCAUGGGGAUUUUAAAUCCCCCAAGGGCUGCAAUGUUACUGCUACAAAGCAGGUGUUUAUUGAUAGUCUCCCACAAGUACUAAUACUACAUUUAAAAAGGUUUCAAUACGACAAUGCUGGCGGGACUCAGAAGAUUUGGAAAAAAGUUGACUACCCCCUGGAAUUGGAGCUUCCAAAGGAGCUAUUUCCUCGGCAUAAGAGAUCAUUUUAUGAAAAAAACGGUCUGCCAAACUACAGGUUAAUCUCGGUUGUAUAUCACCAUGGAAAAAACGCCAGUGGUGGUCAUUACACGGUAGAUGUAAGGCGCCAAGACGGUCGUGAAUGGAUCAGACUCGAUGAUACGGUAAUAAAGAGAGUUAAAGGUGAAGAAGUCGUUUCAGGAGGAAGCGAAGAGGAUCUUGAGAUACUCACUACUACGUUGAAUAGUCAGAUACUAGAUAAGUCUACGCCCGCUCGAGAAGUAUCUGCAAAAACGUACUCAGAGAAAAAUACCGAAUCUGGAUGGAAGCAAGCUAAUGGACCGGGAAAAAAGUUGACCAACAAUUUUAAUGGAAACUCAAUAUCCAAAGCUAUCAAUAAUAAGUUUGCCAUCAAGGACAAUAAAGUUGCUUAUAUUCUUUUCUAUCAAAGAAUAGAAGUUGGUAGUUGA
Messenger RNA from Blumeria graminis f. sp. triticale, 2547 nucleotides. The record is from the annotation of a GenBank genome assembly. NCBI's taxonomy places the organism in Eukaryota, Fungi, Ascomycota, Leotiomycetes, Helotiales, Erysiphaceae.